UGUGGUUCCUGCCUCAAGUUUUUCCUUCUGAAUUUUUACAUAAAGACACAUUUCCGAUGCGUUACCGGUUUGAUAACGACCGACAUACACAUGAAUCGGAGGCUGGUGACCACUUCCUGUUCCUGUCAGUCACGCUGGCGUCAGUAGGCUGGUCUGUGGGUGUUUUCAGGAUCAAUGGCGUCCUGUGAGUCAGACUGGCUCUCAGCAUGCUGUAACAUCCUCCUGUGUGCCACAGCGCUGCACUGCUCCUACAAACUCUUCAAGAACCACAGAGCUCCUUCAGUGGGCCUCUUCGCGCUGGGGCUCUCUGCAGCGUUCUGCCUCUUUCGUUUUCACAGCUCAUACCUCGCCGCCCUCCAGAGGGAGGCAGAGUGGGCCGCGAAGGCGCUGGCCCCGGCCCUGGUGUCCUUCGACUACCUCUGGCUCAGUGAGGACCGCAACACGGCGCGCAUCCUGCUGUGCGGCUCCUGCCUGCUGCUCACGGGGGCAGACUGGCUCUCUGCGGACUCCCUGACCGUCAUGACUCACUGCCUGGGCCUGUCGUCUCUGUCCUGCUGCCUCACCGUGUGCCUGUUUGCCGGGAAUGCUUUAGGGGCCCUCGGGGGCGUGGCCCUCAACCUCCCCUUACUUGUGACUGUGAAUGCUGAAGUGGACACUGUGGCGUCGCUCGUUUCUCCAGCUGCAUCAAGGGACCUGUUGAACUGGAUCAUGAAGGGGUCGUUGGCGAUCGGCUGUUGGACUUCACGGCUGGCGCUCGAAAAGUUUCGGCUGGAUGUGAACGACCGAUACCAAAUAAGCUUUUGAUUUUGUGGAGCCACGGGCGAUAAAAUCUGUUCAUUAAUGAAAAUGUGUCGGGGAGAGUGUGCCUAACUAGUUAUUCUUCUCAGAUAACAAAUUUAUGUGUAUGCAGUUUUUGAAUGUGAUAUAUUUUUGACUACAAAUGUGUGUUACUUAUUUUUAUUCACUGAGAAAUGCAACUGAUAUCACUUUUCUGAUAUAUUAACACUAAAUCGUUGUUACAGCAACCAUUAGUUAGAAUCAGUGUCUAUCACACACUACAUUUUUCAUUAGCAAAACACAAUCCUCCAUUCAAACUUCAUGUAGCGCCUUUCAGACACACAGAAGGCAAUACAGAAUACUUUACAGAAUAUAUAACAAAAAUCAUUCAAUGGAUCACUAAAUAAGUAAAUACAAGUGUUAUAAUACAAUAAAUAGCUGAUGGUGUUUCAAUAAACAAAAGUAACUUGUGCAGGGAAUUUCAAAAAUGGCUAAUCAGAUUAUAUUUUUUAGAUUUUGAUGAAUUCCUGUUAUAGGAGUUAUAAUAACUCACAUUGCAGACUUGGUUAGUUUUGAUGAUGAAUGUUCUUGCAACAACUGUGCACUGAACAGAGUUCCUCCACACUCAUGGUCAAGAUUUAACCCACCAAGGUCAACAAUGAUGUAUCACCAUCAAGAGUGGAAAAAGAAAUGAUUUGGAUUUGUGUUUACAGCCAUUUGAAAAUGAUCGCUUAAAGAAAACAUGUUGUUAUUAAUGUAAUGAAUAAUAACAUGACAAAGUUACACAUCAGUCUGUUUUAAACUCACCUCUGUCUAUGAAAUAAUAAACAGUAUAGAGCAGUUUUCCGUACUGUAUAUGAAGAAAAGCAACAUACGGACAUCAACGCUGGUUUCCUGACAAUAGAAAGAAACUGAUGUGAGAGUGCAGCUGUAAAGACAGUGAAGCUGACAAGUAGCUUUUUCAUCUUUCACUGAGUGUUUCAGUUAUGCAACACAUGUAAAUCUGAAAAAUAACAGCAACUUCAGGAUCAAAGCCCAUUUGUUCUGCAGCCUCAGCAAAACUUGUGUGAAAGCCCAGCAUCUGGUUCUUACUUCACCAUGACUGCGUGAAACUUACCGUUGCACUGAUUUUUUUUUUCCAUUUUCCCUUUUUUUUUUUUUUUUUUUGUUGCAGCUGCGCUGUUACCUGAAAUGACCCCGUCUGUUCAACUCGCUGCCAAAUAAAUGAGUUAUCUCCUUAUCUCCUGCCCACAGUGCUGUCCGGGCCAGAUAUCGAUAUUAUUCACACAGAUUUGAAGCGGACACUGCAGAUGCUCUCUCAGGGUUUCAGGGGUGUGAGCAGCUGCCUCAGCCGCUCACUGCAGUAUGUCUGCCAGCAUCUGUGGCUCUGCGCCUGUCCAGGACGCUGCCUUUCUUAGACUUAAAGGUGGGGGAAAACAAUGAUGCUUUUAACUUUACUGCUAAUUUGGAUAAACAUUUGCAACUUUGAAGAGAGACAGACAUCUUCAUGAUGGUUGUUCUUGGGAAUUUUCACAAUAUUUCAUUUUUUUGUCUAUUUAAUGGCCGGGUGGAAGUAUCUAAGUAUAAUGUCAUUUGUAUUAUUUUCUUGAUAAA
Molecule: messenger RNA, 2391 nt
Organism: Salarias fasciatus (jewelled blenny)
Lineage: Eukaryota; Metazoa; Chordata; Actinopteri; Blenniiformes; Blenniidae
Exons: 2
Coding region: 175-804 (209 amino acids)
Source: RefSeq, a predicted model, not a curated record